GAGAGAGCACGCGCCUGCGUGUGUGUGUAUGCGCGUGUGUGUACGUCUAUAUGUGUGUUUUGGAAGAGCUGUUUUUCAGAUGGUAGCGCCAAGGAACUACCAAGCUGAUCAGAAGUGAGUGAACACAGUGAAGAGGGAAGUAAGGGAAAGAAAGAAAGAAAGAAAGAAAGAAAGAGAGAACACAAAGGAGGAGAAGAAAGUCUAAGACUAAAAGGCAAGAGGGAGUUUGUUCUUUGGAGGGAGGAUGAAUGAAGACUCCCAGUCCUAUAGGAUGGAGAGCUCGGACAGGCUGAAUGGACUCGGAGGGCGCAGGAAGAAACCCAAAAAGUCGGAUAGCAAUACCAGCUUCCUGCGGGCGGCAAGGGCGGGGAACAUCGACAAGGUGCUGGAGUUUCUGAAGGGGGGUGUGGACAUCAGUACCUGCAACCAGAAUGGGCUCAACGCGCUACACUUGGCGGCCAAAGAGGGGCACGUGGAUUUGGUCCAGGAGCUCCUGGAGAGGGGUGCUUCGGUGGACUCGGCCACUAAGAAAGGGAACACAGCUCUCCACAUCGCCUCCCUAGCGGGCCAGGGGGAGGUGGUGAAGAUCCUGGUGAAGCGUGGCGCGGAUAUCAACUCCCAAUCACAGAAUGGAUUCACUCCACUGUACAUGGCCUCCCAGGAGAACCAUCUGGAGGUGGUCCGAUACCUGCUGGAGAACGGAGGAAACCAGAGCACAGCCACAGAGGACGGCUUCACGCCGCUAGCGAUCGCUCUGCAGCAGGGCCACAACCAGGUGGUGUCUCUGCUCCUGGAGCACGACACCAAGGGCAAGGUGCGCCUGCCCGCCCUCCACAUCGCCGCCCGCAAGGACGACACCAAGUCCGCCGCCCUGCUCCUCCAGAACGACCACAACGCAGACGUCCAGUCCAAGAGCGGCUUUACGCCCUUGCACAUUGCUGCUCACUAUGGCAACGUCAACGUGGCGACCCUGCUGCUGAACCGCGGCGCAGCUGUGGACUUCACUGCCCGGAACGGCAUCACCCCCCUGCACGUGGCCUCCAAGCGUGGGAACACCAACAUGGUCCGGCUGCUCCUGGACAGAGGGGCUCAGAUCGACGCCAAAACACGAGAUGGGCUGACCCCGCUGCACUGCGCGGCCAGGAGCGGACACGACACGGCCGUGGAGCUGCUUCUGGAGAGAGGAGCGCCCAUGCUGGCCCGCACCAAGAAUGGCCUCUCCCCGCUGCAUAUGGCGGCGCAGGGCGACCACGUGGAGUGUGUCAAGCACCUGCUGCAGCACAAGGCGCCGGUUGAUGACGUCACGCUGGACUACCUGACGGCGCUGCACGUGGCGGCCCACUGCGGCCACUACAGGGUCACCAAGCUGCUGCUGGACAAGAGGGCCAACCCCAACGCCCGCGCCCUGAACGGCUUCACCCCUCUGCAUAUCGCCUGUAAGAAGAACAGGGUGAAGGUGAUGGAGCUGCUGGUGAAGUAUGGAGCCUCCAUCCAGGCCAUCACUGAGUCUGGCCUCACUCCUAUCCAUGUGGCAGCGUUCAUGGGUCACCUGAACAUCGUGCUGCUGCUGCUGCAGAACGGGGCGUCUCCUGACGUCAGCAACAUUCGUGGGGAGACGGCCUUGCACAUGGCGGCGCGAGCCGGACAGGUGGAGGUGGUCCGCUGCCUGUUGAGGAACGGAGCCAUGGUGGACGCCAGAGCUAGGGAGGACCAGACCCCGCUCCACAUCGCGUCCCGGCUGGGCAAGACGGAGAUCGUGCAGCUGCUGCUGCAGCACAUGGCCCACCCGGACGCCGCCACCACCAACGGCUACACGCCGCUGCACAUCGCCGCCCGCGAGGCCCACGUGGAGGUGGCGUCCGUCCUGCUGGAGGCCGGGGCCUCCCACUCACUGGCCACCAAGAAAGGGUUCACUCCUUUACAUGUGGCAUCAAAGUACGGAAGCCUGGAUGUGGCAAAACUCUUAUUGCAACGGCGUGCACCCCCUGACUCUUCUGGCAAAAAUGGCCUCACCCCCCUCCAUGUUGCAGCGCAUUAUGAUAACCAGAAGGUGGCGCUCCUGCUUUUGGACAAGGGGGCCUCUCCCCAUGCCACAGCCAAGAAUGGCUACACUCCCCUCCACAUCGCCGCCAAGAAGAACCAGAUGGACAUUGCCACCACGCUGCUGCAGUUUGGGGCCGAGACCAACAUCCUGACCAAGCAGGGCGUGACUCCGCUGCACCUGGCCUCCCAGGAGGGGCACAGCGACAUGGCCGCCCUGCUCCUGCAGAAGGGGGCCCACGUCAACGUGCCUACCAAGAGUGGACUUACCUCCCUGCACCUGGCUGCCCAGGAAGACAAAGUAGCUGCGGGGGAGAUUCUGGCUCAAAAUGGUGCCAUCCUCGACCAGCAAACCAAAUUGGGAUACACACCUCUAAUUGUGGCGUGCCACUAUGGGAAUGCCAAGAUGGUCAACUUCUUGCUGAAAAGCGGUGCCAGUGUGAAUGCCAAGACCAAGAACGGAUACACGCCCCUCCAUCAGGCAGCCCAGCAGGGAAACACACACAUCAUCAACGUGCUACUCCAGUUCGGAGCCAAGCCCAGUGCCAUCACUGUGAAUGGGAACACAGCUCUUGCAAUCGCCCGCCGCCUUGGCUAUAUCUCGGUUGUGGACACACUUCGCGUGGUCACCGAAGAGAUCAUCACCUCGACAACGACGGUGACGGAGAAGCACAAGCUGAACGUGCCCGAGACCAUGACUGAAGUUCUGGACGUCUCGGAUGAGGAAGGUGACGACACCAUGACUGGAGACGGAGGAGAGUACCUGCGGGCCGAGGACCUGCGGGAGCUGGGAGACGACUCUCUCCCGGGCCACUACCUGGACGGCAUGAACUACCUGCGCUACAGUAUGGAGGGAGGCCGAUCGGAAGGUUCUGAAAGGUCUUACACACCGAGUCACCAUAGCUACUACUCUCCCAAGCAUGAUGGGAUGUUGGAGGACACAGUCACCAGUCACCAGGUGUCCACUCUGGGCAGGAGCAGUGAGAGGGACGCCUACAGGCUGAGCUGGGGAAAUGAGAACCUGGACAAUGUGGCCCUCUCGUCCAGUCCUGUCCACUCAGGCUUCCUGGUCAGCUUCAUGGUGGACGCGCGGGGUGGAGCCAUGCGGGGUUGCCGUCACAACGGCCUGCGUAUCAUCAUUCCGCCCAAGAAGUGUGGUGCGCCCACGCGGGUCACUUGCCGUCUGGUGAAACGCCACCGUCUGGCCACCAUGCCGCCCAUGGUGGAGGGCGAAGGCCUCGCCAGUCGCCUCAUUGAGGUGGGGCCCUCCGGGGCCCAGUUCCUUGGGCCGGUCAUCGUGGAGAUCCCCCACUUCGCGGCGCUGCGGGGGAAGGAGCGGGAGCUGGUCAUCCUGCGGAGCGAGACGGGCGAGAGCUGGAAGGAGCACCACUGCGAGUUCACAGAGGAGGAGCUCAACCAGAUCCUCAACGGCAUGGACGAGGAGCUUGACCCCCCUGAGGAGCUGGAAAGGAAGCGCAUCUGCCGCAUCAUCACCAGAGAUUUCCCACAGUACUUUGCGGUGGUGUCCCGCAUCAAGCAGGACAGCAAUCUGAUUGGGCCUGAGGGGGGCAUCCUGAGCAGCACCGUGGUGCCACAGGUGCAGGCCGUCUUCCCAGAGGGGGCUCUCACCAAGAGGAUCCGAGUCAGCCUACAGGCCCAGCCAAUGCAUGAGGACACGGUACGCAAGAUCCUGGGCAACAAGGCCACGUUCAGCCCCAUCGUCACGCUAGAACCCAGACGCCGCAAGUUCCACAAGCCCAUCACCAUGACGAUCCCCAUCCCCAAGAGUUCCUCCGACCCGGUGCUGAACGGCUUUGGAGGAGACACGCCCACUUUACGACUCCUAUGCAGUAUCACAGGUGGAACUACACCAGCCCAGUGGGAGGACAUCACAGGAACAACACCUUUAACCUUUAUCAAUGACUGUGUGUCCUUCACAACUAACGUCUCAGCCAGGUUUUGGUUGAUAGACUGCAGGCAAGUCCAGGAGUCGGUGAACUUCUCCUCGCAGGUGUACCGGGAGAUCAUAUGUGUUCCCUACAUGGCCAAAUUUGUCAUUUUCGCCAAAACGCACGACCCCAUCGAGGCGCGCCUGCGCUGUUUCUGCAUGACGGACGACAAGAUUGACAAGACACUGGAGCAGCAAGAGAACUUUGUGGAGGUGGCCCGUAGCCGAGACGUGGAGGUACUGGAGGGGAAGCCUAUCUAUGCAGACUGCUUUGGAAACCUGGUUCCCUUGACCAAAAGUGGCCAGCACCAUCUCCUCAGUUUCUAUGCCUUCAAAGAGAAUCGACUAGCGCUCUUCAUUAAAAUUCGAGACAAUACACAGGAGCCCUGCGGACGACUAUCCUUCAUGAAAGAGCCACGGACAUAUAGAACACUAGCCCAUAAUGCCAUAUGCAAUCUCAAUAUCUCGCUCCCAUCUUACUCAAAGAACACCCGAUCGCAAGGAAAAUUAGAUCCACAGGAGGAGGCAGAGAGGAAAGAAUCUCGGUUGGCAGUCAUUGCCGACCAUCUUGGCUUCAGCUGGACAGAAUUGGCACGUGAGCUGGAAUUUAGUGAGGAGCACAUUCAUCAAAUACGAACUGAGAACCCAAAUUCACUGCAAGACCAAAGCCAUGCGCUAAUUAAAUAUUGGACUGAAAGGGAGAGCAAGAAUGCCACAGAGAAUGUUUUGAUUAUGAAGCUAACCAAGAUAAACCGGAUGGACAUAGUACAUCUGAUCGAAACAAAAAUUAUCAAGUCCAGUAUGGAGUCAUCACACACCUAUGCAGAAAUAGAGCAUACCAUAUCACUUGAUCACAGUGAAGGAUUCUCUGCCCUUCAUGAAGACAUUGACAGUCCAAGGCCAGGGAGACGGACAGAGGCGGCCACACUGAGGCCAGGGUCUGGUCAGCAGCCCCCAGUAGUGUCAACUGAGGACCUCUCUUCCAGUCUGUCCUCCCUGCAUGACACAUCAGCACGGGCAGAUGCGGACGUAUCAGUGACGGAGCUCUUGAGACACACGCAGAAAGAGAAAGUGCAAGCUGACCUGAAGAGCGAACAAGACACUCUGGGAUUUGAAGUGACAACACUGCCUGGAUCUGGACACCUAGGCACUGUUAAACAAACACUGAAUAUACACCACUACCUCUUGAUUUCUUUGACAGUGUUGGCAGAACAGAUUCACCAGAGGUAUAGGUCAUCUUCACCCGGCUCAAUGUCAUCCUAUUCACUUGGUUCAGACAUAUCAGCAUCAGAGUAUGAGCCACUGCUCUCUAAGUUCCUCAUGAGAACAUGCUCACAAGAAUCUGAUGCUUCACUCAAUGAGUUGCAAGCACUAUCUCCUGACUCGCCUAUACCACAAUUUAUGCAGCCAUUCUUUGAUCCCACAGGACUUCCCAUGGGCUCACGAUCACAGUCACCAGAGUCUGUGGGAUCUGAUCUAGAUUAUGCAUUGUCUGACUUCCUACUCAUGGCUACUGAAGAGAGACCUUCGUCUCCAGAGUCCAUAGCAUCUGUAGAUGGCAACAGAGCGCUCUCUCCAGAUUCACCAAUUCCACAGUUUACGCGGUUACUGCUAGAUAUCAUACCUCCAUCCACAGGGUACAGGUCAUGCACGCCAGUAUCUGAUAUAGAAUCAGAUGUAGAAUAUGCACCAUUGUUUUCUGAACUCCUUGCGUUGGAACAAAGGCCUGAAUCCCCUGAAUCUAUCACAUCAGAGUUUGAGGAUAGACCUCUUUCACCAGAUUCAAUCCCAGAGUACAUACCAAUGUCACCAGAUUCAGCCAUGUUUAUGACUGAUCUCAGAUGCUCUUCACCAGAAUCUGCAGGAUCAAUUAAUGAGUUCAAGUCAUUAUCGCCUGACUCACCCAUACCACAGUAUUCACUGACAAUCAUUGAACCAAUGUAUUUUUAUACAGGACAAAGAUCUGCAUCCCCAGAGUCUGUAGACUCUGAUAUAGAGUAUGCUCUUCCCGAGUUCAUACUAAUGUCUACUGAAGAGAGACCUGCCUCGCCAGAAUCUGCAGGAUCAAUGCAUGAAUACAGACAGCUAUCACCAGAUUCACCAGUACCUGAAUUUGCACCAACAAUAUUUGAGUGCACACACACAGGGUAUAGGUCAUCUUCCCCCGGCUCAAUGUCAUCCUAUUCACUUGGUUCAGACAUAUCAGCAUCAGAGUAUGAGCCACUGCUCUCCAAGUUCCUCAUGAGAACAUGCUCACAAGAAUCUGAUGCUUCACUCAAUGAGUUGCAAGCACUAUCUCCUGACUCGCCUAUACCACAAUUUAUGCAGCCAUUCUUUGGUCCCACAGGACUUCCCAUGGGCUCACGAUCACAGUCACCAGAGUCUGUGGGAUCUGAUCUAGAUUAUGCAUUGUCCGACUUCCUACUCAUGGCUACUGAAGAGAGACCUUCGUCUCCAGAGUCCAUAGCAUCUGUAGAUGGCAACAGAGCGCUCUCUCCAGAUUCACCAAUUCCACAGUUUACGCGGUUACUGCUAGAUAUCAUACCUCCAUCCACAGGGUACAGGUCAUGCACGCCAGUAUCUGAUAUAGAAUCAGAUGUAGAAUAUGCACCAUUGUUUUCUGAACUCUUAGCGUUGGAAUGUAGACCUGAAUCCCCUGAAUCUAUCACAUCAGAGUUUGAGGAUAGACCGCUUUCACCCGAUUCAAUCCCAGAGUACAUACCAAUGUCACCAGAUUCAGCCAUGUUUAUGACUGAUCUCAGAUGCUCUUCACCAGAAUCUGCAGGAUCAAUUAAUGAGUUCAAGUCAUUAUCGCCUGACUCACCCAUACCACAGUAUUCACUGACAAUCAUUGAGCCAAUGUAUUUUUAUACAGGACAAAGAUCGGCAUCCCCAGAGUCUGUAGACUCUGAUAUAGAGUAUGCUCUUCCUGAGUUCAUACUAAUGUCUACUGAAGAGAGACCUGCCUCACCAGAAUCUGCAGGAUCAAUUAAUGAGUUCAAGUCAUUAUCGCCUGACUCACCCAUACCACAGUAUUCACUGACAAUCACUGAGCCAAUGUAUCUUUAUACAGGACAAAGAUCUGCAUCCCCAGAGUCUGUAGACUCUGAUAUAGAGUAUGCUCUUCCUGAGUUCAUACUAAUGUCUACUGAAGAGAGACCUGCCUCGCCAGAAUCUGCAGGAUCAAUGCAUGAAUACAGACAGCUAUCACCAGAUUCACCAGUACCUGAAUUUGCACCAACAAUAUUCGAGUGCACACACACAGGGUAUAGGUCAUCUUCCCCCGGCUCAAUGUCAUCCUAUUCACUUGGUUCAGACAUAUCAGCAUCAGAGUAUGAGCCACUGCUCUCCAAGUUCCUCAUGAGAACAUGCUCACAAGAUUCUGAUGCUUCUCUCAAUGAGUUGCAAGCGCUGUCUCCUGACUCGCCUAUACCACAAUUUAUGCAGCCAUUCUUUGAUCCCACAGGACUUCCCAUGGGCUCACGAUCACAGUCACCAGAGUCUGUGGGAUCUGAUCUAGAUUAUGCAUUGUCCGACUUCCUACUCAUGGCUACUGAAGAGAGACCUUCGUCUCCAGAGUCCAUAGCAUCUGUAGAUGGCAACAGAGCACUCUCUCCAGAUUCACCAAUUCCACAGUUUACGCGGUUACUGCUAGAUAUCAUACCUCCAUCCACAGGGUACAGGUCAUGCACGCCAGUAUCUGAUAUAGAAUCAGAUGUAGAAUAUGCACCAUUGUUUUCUGAACUCAUUGCGUUUGAAUGUAGACCUGAAUCUCCCGAAUCUAUCACAUCAGAGUUUGAGGAUAGACCGCUUUCACCCGAUUCAAUCCCAGAGUACAUACCAAUGUCACCAGAUUCAGCCAUGUUUAUGACUGAUCUCAGAUGCUCUUCACCAGAAUCUGCAGGAUCAAUUAAUGAGUUCAAGUCAUUAUCACCUGACUCACCCAUACCACAGUAUUCACUGACAAUUAUUGAACCAAUGUAUUUUUAUACUGGAGAAAGAUCUGCAUCUCCAGAAUCAGUGACAUCUGAUCUAGACUUUGGGUCAUUGGAUCUAAACGUUUUAGACUAUACCAGUAGACCAUCCUCCCCUGAGUCAACUUUAUCUGUAAGUGAAAAUAGGCCAUUAUCCCCUGAUUCACCUAUUCCUAAAUUCUAUUCACCAUUACCUUAUUAUUCUGUGUCUGUAUAUGGGUAUCGAUCCUUUUCACCAGAAUCAGUCUUUUCUGACACAGAAUAUGAAUCAGCACUCUCUGAUAUUUUUGAUUAUGAAGACAGGCCUGAGUCACCAAUUUCAAUCGAGUCAGAGCCUGAUGAUAGACCGUUGACACCAGAUUCUAUACCAGAUUAUAGGCCCAUCUCCCCAGAUUCAGCAAUGAUGGAUGUUCGCACAGCUUCGCCAGAUUCACUAAAUGAGUUUAAGGCAUUAUCACCGGACUCACCCGUUCCACAGUUUUCUCUGUUAUUCUUCGAAUCCACAACAUUUGCUACAAGUCAUAGGUCAGACACUCCUGAAUCUCUAGUGUCAGACAUAGAUUUUGAGGUUAGUGAUCCUUGUGUUGUUGCAAACGGUCAAAGGCCAUCAUCCCCAGAGUCAACAACAUCCAUAUGUGAAAACAGACCCCUAACACCAGAUUCCCCAAUACCAGGAUUUGGGCAAUCUUUGCCAGACUAUCACACAUCAUUAAAAGGACACCGAUCGUCCUCACCUGAGUCGAUAACUUCUGACAUAGAGGUUGACCAGACAACAGAAUUAACACUCUGUGAAAACAGACCUGAAUCACCUGAUUCGGUGGCAUCAAUAGAUGCACCAAUAUCACAGAUUACAAAUGUGGUGCAUGAUUCAUCAACAUCUGAAGAGAAUAGAUGCAUGGUUCCCAGAGAGACACCAGAGACAUCUCACACACGUACUCCAUCUUCACAUGAAUCUGUUAUCAUUGUACCUGAGUAUAGAUUCACUCACAAGGCCAUUCCAAUUAACCUAAUGUCCCCAGUACUGGACCCCCAGUACAAAGGUGAGACUUACUUGCCCAAACCUGGUGUUUUUGAGGUUGUAGGCAGUAGAAUUGAGAUGGCUCAGUAUGAGCAAACACUUGCUGAAGAUAUCUAUGAGGAACAUUUCUUCUCAACCUCCUUGACCAUCUCUGAAACAUCAGGGUCUUUGACAACAGUGAGUGAGUUAACAUCCCUGUCGCCUGACACAGUUUCAGAAUUUGAGCGCUCAUCGCCUGACUCUAUGUUCAUGGUUGGAAGUAGGCCAUCAUCCUGCGAGUCAGUGAUCUCAGUAGACGAACAUAGACCAUUGUCUCCUGAUUCUCCUAUCCCUGAGCAUGCAGUUGCAUUACCAGAUACCUUAGUCCAGCCAUCAGAGGGUAGAGCCUCUUCUCCAGUGUCUAUAUCUUCAUUAAACGAGAACAGACCGCUCUCUCCUGACUCACCAACCCCUCAGUAUAGACCUCUAUCACCAGUACAUGUCCGCGAAUUUGAAACAAGUUAUAAACGUGAAUUGGGUGCAAAUAGAGCCAUUGUGGUUGAAACCAGACAGCAGUAUAGUUUUCAUGGUGAUUCUUCAUGGCCGUCAUAUUCAGAGUACAGAUCAGUGUCACCCAGUUCUCAGCACUCAGAGUCUGACACCAGAUCUGUGUCACCUCUGACUUCAGCGUUUGUGUUCCGAUGCCCUUCACCUGAGGCUGCAGAUCUUGAUUUGGAACACAGUUCACCCGUGUCCAAGGAUUCAAUAGCAUUUGAGGUAGAAGAGGACCGUCCCUCAUCGCCUGAGUCAUUAGAGCCUUACAAACAACACGAUCAUAAGCAGAGUGUAAUUGUGUAUGCUGCUAAGGACAAGAAGGAAAUGAUCAAGACCACAGUUAUAACUGAAACUCAGUCAUUUGGUCACUUGACAUCUGAGGAAAGUAGAGGACAAUAUGAGGAUGUUUCCCAGUCCCCCGAUAUAUCAGAGGAUAAGCAAAUGGAUAUCAUUCACCAGUCUCCAUUAAUAUAUGAUAGCCCACCAAAGCCAACACAGGUUGAGGAGUUAAUCACAAAGCCUAAAGCAAGUCCGAGGAAAAAAAAGAAGAAGGCUACUCGAAAGGAAGAGGCUCAUACAUGUGAGACUACUGUCCAGGAGUCUGCUGAGUUACAACUCCAAGACAAAAGAAGAGAUGAAGACUCACCUCAAGGAGUAUCUGAGUUUCGAAUCCAAGAACCUCAAGAGGGGGUUGAAACAGCUCAACUCUCGGUAGGGUUAGAGUUGAAUCAGUCUCUUAUAUAUGAAAGUGAUGCAACCAUUUUAGAUCAGAGAGUGUCAGUGUCGUCUGGUCCCAGAGAAGCUCCCCGUGAACUCUCUGAGCUCACUUCCACACAAGAAGCGAAAACAUUCCACCGAUUUGAGUUUUUGAAGGACGAUACAUUCACAUCCCAUAGAGCAGUCACACCCAAUAUACGUGAACCCCCUCUACAAACAUCUGAGUCAACAUACUUCUCACCAAUGUCCAGUCACAGUCUUGUAGCACCUGACUAUCAAGCAAGGGUGUCAGUUUCAGAGCACUAUGCUGAAGAAGCUCAGCCCUCACCAGGUUUUAGGCGUGCCCUCUCUGAAUUUGAGAAAACUCUGGCCUCAUUCAGUCCAGAUGAGGUAGCCCCAAGACACCCCCCAACUAAGGGCCACCUGGUUCACACUGACAGCACGAAAACCGAGGACUCGGAAAGCUCUGAAUUUUUCGACUGCAAACAAUCAUUCUCUGACGCCUCUGAGCCAGAGCCAGAGACUCUGAAGGUUUUGUCUGAGGUACCCUACCACAUCGAGUCACUCCCAGGAACCCCCAGCUUUGACUUCCUGUCCAGCCAACAUUAUUCCAAGACGGGCAGGCGGCCGGUGUCGAUGGGAAGCGAUGACCUUGAAUUCCCCAUUGUUUUAGAACCCGAAGAGGACAAGUAUGAAUACGCUGAAGAGAGGGAACUGGCUUUCGGGUACGAAGGUACGGUAGCUGAGGAGCUUCCCCCGAGGAAAGGAAAUUAUUAUGAUACCGAUGAUGAGGAUUCGCUGGGCAGGGAGAUAGCAUCGGAGCUAGGUUUGCUGUCCGAUAGUUCAGAGGAGGAAAUACUGACCACGAGAGUGGUCCGACGCAGAGUAAUAAUACAGGGUGACGAGAUGCCGGAUAUUCCUCCCCAGUCUGUGACCGAGGAGCAGUACACUGAUGAGCAUGGAAACCUGGUGGUGAAGAAGAUCACGAGGAAGGUGAUUCGUAAGUACACGUCAGCAGAUGGAGUGGAACGAGAGGAAGUGACCAUUGAGGGGUCGCCACAGGAGAACAUCACCAUAGACGACGCUGAUGGCUUCUCCAAAGUGGUGAAGAGGACCGUGGUGCGGAGUGGCGGAGAUCAUAGGGAGGUGAGCGUCACCGAGCCACUGGCAUUGGGCGCGGCCACAGCCUCGGAAUUCGAGGCCGAGCCUGUCCAGGGUCGGAAAGUCAGCCGGGUGGUCAAGACCAUGGUGCUGAAGGGCGAGCGCAUGGAGAAGCAGAUCGGUGACCCCUCGCUGGCAGCGGAUCUCCCCUCGGCCAAAGAGGACUUUGAAAAGGCUUUGAGUUACGCGGGGGGAUUUGGGAAAGUGCUUCUGCCUCAUUUAGUAGAGAAGGAGGUUGUGAAGGAAGAUGGAUCAGUGGUGAAAAGGACCCGGAUGCGUAAGACGUGCACGCAGAAGAGGACUGUGAUGAGGGACGGCAGGAGCAAGCACACUCACCUGGAGCGCCUGGAGGACACACCUGAAGCCCUGCGCCCCGACCACCUUCAGCAACACCUGCGUCUGCUCCUCCAGAGCUACUGCGCCAAGCGAGAGGAAGAAGAGGAGGGCGAGGAGGAGGAGAAGGAGGGUCAGCAGGAAGAGAGGGAGGAAGAGGAGGUGGUGGAGAAGGAGGAGAAGAGGGAGGAAGAGAAGAAAUGAUGGUGUUGCUGCUCUGGUUGUGUCUCUGUGGCUCCUCCUCCUCCUCGUCCCACACCUCCUCUCUGGAUUACCCAUCCUGCCCUCCUUUUCAGCCAGGACCUUUCCCAGAAUGCACUGCUGAUCCUCGUCACCUUGCUCUUCCUCUCUGUGACCCUCAGCGCCUUUGCUCCACCAAUCCUGGAAUGUUUUCAUUCAUUUUUUUGUUUCUUUGAUGACGCAAGUCCCCUCCCACCCUGCCCCCUUGUGGCCACUGAUAGAACUCUUUUUCCCACUGUCUUUAUGCUUUAAUGCAAUUAUAUUUUUUGUUUUGUUUUGUUUUGAUUUGCUCAUUUUGUGACCAAAGAAAGCUUAUCCUGUGUUGUCUGCCGACUUAACCAAGACAAACAUAGUUACCUUUUUGCCGUGCUCUUUUCAUACUUUUGGCUGCUGUGUUUUGACAAACAAAAAGGAGAGAAUAAAUCAAAUGAAGGGAUGAGAAAAGCAACAGGAAGACAAGGGCAGGGGUCAACCGGGAGGCCGAAACUCAUGCACAGUCCUAUUUGCCGUCGGACAUUUGAAACUGAGGAGGAGACAUUGCAAAGGGCAGGGGGGACUCCACUGAAACUCACUGCACUGCUUCCCCUACCUGCUGUACACACACGCAAGCGUGCGCCAGCUAGCGUCCCCCUCUCCCCCCAUGAUGCUCAGCACCCAUGGAUCACACGACUUCAAAACGCGAUACCUCCUCUUCCUCCCCCAUCAGUCGUUAGAGGAACCUGUCGUCACAGUUUCAAAACCUACUCUAACCAGAACCAACAGACUGGGAUGUGUUAGUCUGUGUGUAUGGUUGGCAAGGCCUCUUGUACAGUGUGAGGUGUGGAUUUAGAGGAGCGAUUGGGAAGGCGAUUGAAUGUGUUAGUGUGUGCUGUUUUCAUGACCCGUAAACGAGUACUCUGCCUCACUAUAAGUAUGGGGUGACGUCAUACCACUGCUUGCGAAGUUAGAGUGUGUUGUGUCCUUUUGAAUGUGUCUGCAAUUCAGAAUAUCCUUGUUUUCCCCAUCUGGGUCUGGGUAUCGGAGAGAAAGAGAACGUCUGGUUCCACAGAAUCCAAAGCCUUUCACACCUGGUUUGUACAGUCCCAUCCUGUUCAGCUUGUCCAGUCUGAUUGUCACUUUUUUCUGUGUGUCUGUCAUUUUUUUGUGUGUGUUGUCACAUUCUUCAGAGCAAAGAGAUAUACAGUAUCUGCAUGUCUGUCUCUGUGUGUGUGUGUGUGCGUGUGUGUGUGUGUGUGUGUUUGUUGUGAGUGAGAGUGGGUUUGUGCACACUGUGCUUUUUCACCUCACGGACACUGCAGCCCCCCCCCCUCCCCCGAAUGGAAAUAGCUAUCAUGAAUGUUUAAGCUUUGAUUUGAUUUGAUUUUUUCAAUCAUUUGUGCACUGUAUGUAAGCUCACUACAUCCCCAGAAACCAUCCAAUAUACAAGCUUCUUCAUCACCUCUCCCAACUCUCACACACACACACACACACACACACACACACACCUUAUCUCACAUCUACUAUCUUGAGCUGAUGACUCUGGUUUCAAUGUCCCUGGACAAAACCCUGAUUGUCCUCAUAAGCAUUGGCCAGGCCUCCUCUAACUGUUUGUGGUGGAAGGAGAGUGUGAAUGUGAUUCAGUUGUUUUUGUUUGAAUUUUUUUGUCUUUCAUUGUUGUUGCAAAUGUUGUAAAAUAAAAGCGUGAUACCUCUCA
Sardina pilchardus (European sardine) is the source of this 13658-nucleotide messenger RNA. Its product is annotated as ankyrin-2-like. Gene Ontology annotation, molecular function: protein binding. Gene Ontology annotation, biological process: signal transduction. The transcript has 48 exons. Lineage: Eukaryota; Metazoa; Chordata; Actinopteri; Clupeiformes; Clupeidae. The coding region runs from base 245 to 11929 and encodes 3894 amino acids. The record is from RefSeq and is a predicted model, not a curated record.